GAGAGAGAGAGAGAGUAUCUCGUAUUCUUGUUAACCCCAACUCCACCAUAUCAUUAGUUAGAUUUCUUCCUGUUACUCCAACACAAAUUGGCAAAACUUCACCCCCUCAAACCCCUCAAAUUAGACUGCCUGUCAAAUCUCUUUUGCCUGUGAGAUCUGUUUUACCUUUGAAAUCUGUUUUUCAUGCAAAAUCUGUUUUGCCGUACAGAUGUGUGGGCAAGAAUUGGAACACAUCUCUUAUAACAAGCUCUUUUUCUGAUAAAGAGCAGCUUCAUCACAAUGAAAAUCCUACCCGUCUCAUAAUACCCAUUUACAACGGCCCUGAUCCGACCACUACUAUUCACCUAUUUCCCCAUAAAAUAGUGCCUGGAGUGACUCCUGUACCUGAAAAGCCUAGUUAUUUACAGAUUCCUGCAAAACUAGAUGGAAUUAUUGGUCCUGUUGACGGCAUUUUUUUCUUGCAUAAAGAUUUUGACCGUAUGGCUCUGUGGAACCCGGCUACGAGGGAGUUUAGACCUCUUCCACGAGAUUUCUUCGAUUCGAUCCCCGAAACAUCUCGUCCAAUUAAUUAUUAUAAUAAUUACCUGGGCUUUGGGUUUGAUCCAUCAAGUCAUGAUUACAACGUGGUGUGUGUUUCGUUUCUUAGUGAUAUGGCUAAGCAUAAUCCUUUUUACUCAUUAAACAAGAACUGUUGGAAAUUCCUGGAUUGCAACUUCCACGCUGAUCCAUGGAUGUCAGACUCAUCGUGCUCUACAUGUGUGAACGGAUUUUAUUAUUGGCUCACAGAAAGUUACAUUAGUCCCCGCAAAAGCGGCGUCAUAAUACGUUAUUUUGACAUGCACAACGAAGUGUUUGGCGAGAUUCCAGGGCCUAUAGACUAUACAUCAAAUCAGCAUUGUGAGCUUUCUAUCUAUAAGGACUCAAUUUGCCUACUAGUGUAUCAUCAUCACAACCGUCAUGAUGAUGAUGAUGAUGAUGCAAUUCCUAUAAUUGAUGUAUGGUUGUUGAACGAUGAUAGAUCAUGGACUAAAGUUGUCAAUCUGAUUCCUACCAGGAUUGAACUUCGCAAUGUGGUGCCUACAAUGACAUGUUGGACUGUAGGAUUUUGGGAUCAAGAUAAGUUUAUUUUUGAAUCUGAAAAUGAAAUAAUACACUUUGACACUAAAACCCGUGAAUUUACACCUCUACUUGAUAAGCCUAAACAAGUGUGUGAUAGAGCAGCUUUAAGUUAUAAGGAGAGUCGAGUUUCAAUCAAAGGAGAUAUCUUUAAUCACAUGCAAGAAUUUUUUGAAGAAUAUUCCGAAGAUGAAGAUUGCAAAAAUGAAGAUUCCAAAGAUGAUGAAUAACGGAUUUGCUCCUCUCCAUUUCCACUCUCUCCAUUUUCCCCAAGUUCCUAUCUUGAUUGUUGACAUAUGACAUAGCUCAAAUUGAAUGGAAACUUUUGUCUCACAACAUGCGAAGUUCAUGAAGAAGUUGCAACAAGCCACAAAAAGAGUUCUUAUUGCUACAAAUUCCAACUAGUUUUAUUGCACUUUCUUUUAUACUCUUUAUUUAUUUAUUUUGUUUCAAAGUUUGAUUUUGCUAGAGAAUUCACUAUGUUGACAACAAAUUCUCAUUACAAAAUAUAGGCUACUUCCUAAUUCCUAUUGUUUUAAGUUUCUUUUUACAUAAUAUAUAAGAAGUAUUUAUUUUAAAAAUUAGAAUAUGUUCUCUCAUUGUCUCAUUUUCAGUUGUUUGGUGCAUGAGGUGAAGGGAUUAGAUCGAUCCCCUCCAAUACUAUAUUAGACUUUGCCACCCCUACCUAGUGGCGGAGCAAGAAUUUUCACUGAGGGGGUU
Molecule: messenger RNA, 1836 nt
Organism: Capsicum annuum
Lineage: Eukaryota; Viridiplantae; Streptophyta; Magnoliopsida; Solanales; Solanaceae
Product: putative F-box protein At5g62660
Exons: 2
Coding region: 480-1346 (288 amino acids)
Source: RefSeq, a predicted model, not a curated record